Molecule: messenger RNA, 827 nt
Organism: Anastrepha obliqua
Lineage: Eukaryota; Metazoa; Arthropoda; Insecta; Diptera; Tephritidae
Gene: san
Product: probable N-acetyltransferase san
Exons: 3
Coding region: 176-724 (182 amino acids)
Biological process (GO): mitotic sister chromatid cohesion
Cellular component (GO): NatA complex
Molecular function (GO): acyltransferase activity, transferring groups other than amino-acyl groups
Source: RefSeq, a predicted model, not a curated record
UCGCAUAUGUCAGUGCAGAUAUGCAAUUCGCCGCCUAGCGCCUUCCAACUUGCUAAAUUCUCGGAGUUAAGAUUUAUUGCAUAUUUUGGUUAAUUUCUUACCAUUUAUCAGGAUACAAUAUAAACUUUAAGUAACUAAAGCUAAUAAUUUGGAAUAUAAGAAUUAUUCAAUCCAAAUGACGAGGUCAAAUAUCGAGUUGGGCGAUGUAACGCCACACAAUAUCAAGCAACUGAAAAAGCUCAACGCUGUUGUGUUUCCAGUCUCGUACAACGAAAAAUUCUAUAUUGACGUCCUAGAAGCAGGUGAAUUGGCAAAACUAGUGUACUACAAUGAUAUCGUAGUGGGCGCUGUAUGCUGCCGCAGUCACACUUCGGAGAAUCAACGGCGCCUCUAUAUUAUGACUUUAGGCUGUUUAUCGUCGUAUCGACGGCUUGGAAUCGGUACUGUGAUGUUCCAACAUAUUCUCAACUAUGCCGAAAAAGACGGCAAUUUCGACAGCAUUUUCCUGCACGUGCAAAUCAAUAACGAGGGUGCUAUAGCGUUCUACAAGAAAUUUGGUUUCGAAAUUGUGGAAACCAAGGAACAUUAUUACAAACGAAUUGAACCUGCGGACGCAUAUGUAUUGCAAAAAACAUUGCGAAAUACAAAUAGUAAUACCAGCGGUGGGAAUAGUAUUCACAAUCACAGUAACGGGCAUUUGGACAAAAAAGAUAAGAAAGCAUAAGCAGUUUGCGAGAAAACAAUUUGCGUUGGCCAAUACUGUUUGCUUGUAGCAGUUUUAGUUAUAUAUACAAAACAAAAAUAAAAUCAAUUAUCUAAAUGACGAA